CUUGGAUGCCCUUUUCUAUUUAAGCUUAUUCAAGUCUUUAAGGUGGCUGAACAGGUAGUUUGAGCUUCUAAUGGUGGCACUUAUUGGGUCAGUAGAGAAAUAAUCCUGCAAAAACAUCCAUACCGCACUAAAUUUAUACUGAAUCGAUACCAGAAUCAAUGAAAAGCAUGAAUCACUGAUCAUUGAUUCAAGGAUUGACUUAAUUAACGCAACCGAACAUGUCCCAUGAUGCUCUCAGGGUAGUUGUGUGUGGAGAUGAAUGUGUUGGGAAAUCUUCAAUUAUUGCAUCAUUGGUGAAGGAGAAGUUUAUACCGAAGCUACCUCGAACAAUUCCACCCAUUACCAUUUCCAAGGAAGACUACGUGAACAGUUAUGAUGAGUACAUUUCGAGUCCAGAGAAGAAAAUAGAUAGGACUAGAAGCUCUAAUAGAGAAGGAAGUCGGAAAGUUCUGUCAUCGAUACCUCAGAUAACGGUGAUAGUUGAUACUACAGCUUCUGAUUCAACCACGCUCCAAAGGGAAUUAAAACUUGCCGACGUUUUAUUGUUGGUCUAUUCCGACCAUUACACAUAUGAAAGAAUCUCAUUACAUUGGAUGACUUUAUUCAGAUCCAUGGGGGUCAAUUUGCCGAUUAUUGUUUGUGCAAAUAAAUGUGAUCUUAUUCAAAAAAGCAGUGCACAUGAAUCCAAUUCGCUUAAAAGCCGAAAUGCUGACGAGUUCAUACCCUUGAUCAAGGAGUUUAAAGAGAUUGAAGCGUGUGUUCGGUGUAGCGCUAAAGAUAAUAUUAAUGUUGUUGAAGCGUUUUAUUUAUGUCAAAGAGCGAUCACUCACCCGAUUUCACCUUUGUUUGAUUCAAAAGAACGUAAUUUGAAGCCGGCUGCGGUGAUAGCAUUGAAGCGGGUAUUUUUCCUUUGUGAUAAAGAUCAAGAUGGUUAUUUGAAUUUUGAAGAAUUUUCGAGUUUACAUAAAAAGUGUUUUGGAUAUGACACCACUCUUCAAGAGUACCUAUCGAUAGGAAAGGCAGUUGAUAAGAAGAUAUAUCCUGAUGUCGAUUCAAAUGGAGAAAGUAAAGGGCUAUCUGAAGAUGCCUUCAUAAUGUUAAACAAAAUGUAUGCUGAAAAUGGUAGACAUGAGACCAUUUGGGGCAUAUUAAGAACUUUCCAUUAUACCGAUUCAUUAUCCUUGAGUGAUCGUUUCAUUUUCCCCAAAUUUGAUGUCAAUACAAAUUCAAGUGUUGAGUUGAGUCCUACUGGAUAUAGAUUCUUGGUUGAUUUGUUUUUGAAAUUUGACAAAGACAACGAUGGUGGGUUGAAUGAAGAAGAGUUGAAUAAUUUAUUUAUUCCCACUCCAGGAAUCCCCAGAUUAUGGCAAGAGUCGCAAUUCCCAUCUUCAAUUGUGUGUAAUGAAGAAGGUUAUGUUUCAUUACAAGGUUGGUUAGCACAGUGGAAUCUCACCACCUUUUUAGAUCAUAAAACUACACUAGAAUACCUUGCUUAUUUGGGUUUCGAUGAAGAUAGCUCAGUGAAGGCUUUAAAAGUAACCAAACCGAGAAAACUCCGACAAAAACAAGGUAAGCUCUAUCGUCAAGCAGUCAAUGAUCGGAAUGUGUUCAAUUGCUUCUUACUAGGAGCACCCAAGUCAGGUAAGACUUCGUUACUCGAGCUGUUUUUAAGAGGCACCUAUAGUGAUGUCUAUUCUCCUACCAUCAAACCAAGAAUUUGUGCUAAGGAUAUAGAAUUAAGGGGUGGUAAGCAGUGUUACCUAAUCUUGGAGGAACUUGGUGAAUUAGAGCCUGCAAUCCUUGAAAACAAAAAGAAGCUCGACCAAUGCGAUGUCAUCUGUUAUACUUACGACUCUUCUGAUCCCGAGUCUUUCCAAUAUUUGGUUGAGCUUCGUGAAAAGUAUUCGUCUUUGUUAGAUGAUAUUCCCUCAGUGUUUGUCGCCUUGAAAGCUGAUCUCGAUAAACAGCAGCAGCGGUCAGACGUCCAGCCUGAAAACUACACUCGCGACUUAUUUCUAAACUCACCAUUACAUAUCUGUUCUGCCUGGACUACUUCAUUGCACGAACUCUUCAUCCAGUUGGUGGAUGCUGCAAAAGGGCCCAGCACUGCGACCCCUGGUCUAGAAACAGAGCCGGAGACCCCCGACCUCGAGAACAUAAAGCACUUGGUCAUGGCUGGAAGUGCAAUCACUCUAAUGGCCGCCGUCUCUGUUUGGAUCUGGAGAAGCUCUGUCCAAAGCUCUCGAGCCUAAGAGAUGGAUUUUUCAGUGCAC
Messenger RNA from Hyphopichia burtonii NRRL Y-1933, 2273 nucleotides. RefSeq names its product ERMES complex Ca(2+)-binding regulatory GTPase. The coding region runs from base 219 to 2252 and encodes 677 amino acids. Gene Ontology annotation, cellular component: mitochondrial outer membrane; plasma membrane. The transcript has a single exon. Gene Ontology annotation, molecular function: GTPase activity; calcium ion binding; GDP binding. Gene Ontology annotation, biological process: mitochondrion organization; signal transduction. Lineage: Eukaryota; Fungi; Ascomycota; Pichiomycetes; Serinales; Debaryomycetaceae. The record is from RefSeq and is a predicted model, not a curated record.